AUGAGCGCCGUCCAAGCAGCCAAGCUCUCCGUCACGCCUCGUCGAUGGCACGCUCGCGGUCACGCAGACCAUGGCUGGUUGAAAACCUUCCACACCUUCUCCUUCGCCAACUACUACGAUCCCUCGCACAUGUCCUUCUCGAACCUCCGUGUCAUCAACGAAGACCGCGUCGCGGCCGGAACCGGUUUCGGGACGCACCCUCACCGGGAAGCGGAGAUCUUCUCCCUGGUCCUCGACGGUGCGCUCGAGCACAAGGACAGUAUGGGCAACACCGAGAUCCUCCGUCGGGGCGACGUACAAUUCACCUCUGCCGGCACAGGUAUCAGGCAUAGCGAGAAGAACGGUGGUAAAGGCGAAGUGCAUUUCUUGCAAAUCUGGUAUACUCCCGAUGUGAGCGGUUUAGCUCCAAGGUACUAUACCACGCAUGCGAGCGACGAGAGCAAGAGGGAUGCGUGGAAGACCUUGAUCAAGCCCAUCAGCACGUUUAGUUCCGAAGACCAGAAGAAGACGGGUUUGCUACCAGAGGGGACACCCAUUCCGUCCCAUUCGACGCUCGUGACGCGAAGCGCCAUCGUCAGCCCCGGAAAGGAGGUGACCCACGUUAUUGGAGCAGACUCCGCAGCGAAGGAGGGCGACGAGAGGUGGAUGUACAUCCACCUAGCUCAGCGAUCGGGGUACAAGGAUCCCGAGUUCAAGGAGAUGGGUAUCAAGGGAGAGGCGCAGGUGAGUUUUGAGGAUGGUAGGGGCAAGGAGUACGUGCUGAAGGAGGGAGAUGGUGCGUAUGUCAAGGAGGGCAAGGUGGGCGAUGGGCUGGUGUUGAAGAAUACGGGCGGGAAGGAUGCUGAAUUGGUGCUCUUCGAUCUGCGACCGUCCAAGGGGGACAGCUUUUGGUGA
Molecule: messenger RNA, 894 nt
Organism: Kalmanozyma brasiliensis GHG001
Lineage: Eukaryota; Fungi; Basidiomycota; Ustilaginomycetes; Ustilaginales
Product: Pirin, N-terminal domain protein
Exons: 1
Coding region: 1-894 (297 amino acids)
Source: RefSeq, a predicted model, not a curated record